Molecule: messenger RNA, 2190 nt
Organism: Halichondria panicea
Lineage: Eukaryota; Metazoa; Porifera; Demospongiae; Suberitida; Halichondriidae
Product: apoptosis-inducing factor 3-like
Cellular component (GO): cytoplasm
Molecular function (GO): oxidoreductase activity, acting on NAD(P)H; flavin adenine dinucleotide binding; 2 iron, 2 sulfur cluster binding
Source: RefSeq, a predicted model, not a curated record
UCUUUAGUUCACCUGAGAGAGAAGAGGUAAUGAUCUUGAGCAUAACAGAUCACUGCUUGUAUUAAUUGCAUUAAUUACAAGUAAAAUAAUUAUAAGUAAUGAGUUUCAGUAUUAUAAUUUUUCCAUGGUAAAUAGCUAAAAAUAAAAGACCCAUGUUGUUUUGAUUCGAUUUUAAGCCGCGGUAUGAUAAUUCCGUAAGUAGGCGUAGUCUAGGAUGUUGAGGGUGGGCGUGACGAGACAUCAAAGCAUUAUUAAUGAGUGGAGCUCGAGCAAAGGCUACUGCACUGGCCGGCUGGAGAUCCUGUCAUCACAGCAUCAAAGAAGCACUACUAACUACCAUAGGAAGCGCCCAAAAGCCUGCCAACAUCCGCCGGUUAGCUGUGUCAAGCCAUCAUCAUGGGAGGAACUUCUUCAACCAUUAGUGGCAGUUCAACAGACCCGCAGCCUCAAGCAGUAGCAGACAACAUGGCAGAGUAUGUGGAGGCAGUAGUUGGGAAAGCAUCAGAGUUUGGAGACAAUGAGAUGCGUGAGGUGGAGCUGGGAGAGUCCAAGGCUCUAGUGAUUAAGCACGAUGGUCAGUUCUCAGCCAUUGGACACAAGUGCUCUCAUUACGGGGCUCCGCUCAUCAAAGGUUACCUUGGCAACGGACGAGUGCGGUGUCCAUGGCACGGAGCUUGUUUCAACAUCAAGAGUGGUGACAUUGAAGACUUUCCAGGUCUCGAUGGAGUCCCUAGUUUCCAGGUUCAAGUGGAGGGAGAUGAUGUGGUGGUGAAGGCAGACAAAGCUUCACUGACUAACUUCAGACGUACUAUGACAAUGUGCCCGGCUGAUCCUCAAGAGGACCAGAGAGUGUUUGUCUGUGUAGGCGGAGGGGCUGCCUCUUUGGAGUGUGCCGAGACGCUGAGACAAGAAGGGUUCAAAGGUCGUAUCAUCCUCGCCACCAAAGAAUCUGAUCUCCCAUAUGACCGGCCAAAGUUGAGCAAAGCACUAACGUUCAGUGGUGCUGACUUAGCUCUGAGAUCAGCUGACUUCUACAGCAGUAAUAACAUCGAGGUGCUACUCAGCACUGAGAUGACUGGACUGGACCUCACUCAACACAGCAUUACCUUUGCCAAUGGAGAGACACAGAAAUAUGACAACCUACUACUGGCCACAGGCUCUAAGCCGAGGUCGUUACCCAUCCCCGGGUUCCAAUUGGACAAUGUGUUCCUAUUGAGGGACCCUGCUCAGGGUAACAAGAUUGCUGAGUCAGCAGUUGGGAAGAAUGUGGUCAUCAUUGGAACAUCCUUCAUCGGCAUGGAAGUGGCUGCCUACCUGAGUAACAAGGCUGCCAGUGUUGCAUGUAUCGACCUCACAGCUGUACCGUUUGAGAGGGUACUGGGGGAGAGGGUGGGCAAAAUGCUCCAGACUAUGCACGAGGAGAAGGGAGUCAAGUUCUACUUGGGAUCAGGAGUUAAGGAGAUUGUUGGGGACGAGGGAAAGGUCACAGGGGUCAUGCUGCCAUCAGGGGAGACGUUAGAAGCUGAUGUGGUCGUCGCUGGUGUUGGUGUUGUGCCUGCCACAGAGUUCCUCAAGGACUCUGGUGUCCCCAUGACCCCACGAGGGGAGGUCAUAGUAGACAAGCACAUGAUGGCCACUGAUGGAGUGUUUGCAGCUGGUGACAUUGCUCGCUUCCACUUACCUCUCAUCAAUGGAGACACUAAUAUUGGACACUGGCAGCUGGCUCACAACCAUGGUCGAGUGGCAGCUCGCAACAUGUUGGGUCGUGAGGAGGAGUUCAAUAGCAUCCCUUACUUCUGGACAGUGCAGUACGGGAAGAGUGUCCGCUAUUGUGGCCACGCCCUCUCGUGGGACGAGAUCAUCUACAAUGGCAGUCCAGAGGAGAACAAGUUUGCAGCAUUCUAUGUCAAGGAUGACAAGGUUAUGGCCGUGUCCAGUCUGAACUUUGACCCCGUAGUGUCUCAAUGUGCAGAGCUCAUGUACCAAGGCCGAAUGCCCAGUGGAGCGCAACUCAGGGACAACCCAGAUGUUGCCGCCUACAUUUAAUCAAUCUGAACUAUCUAAACAACUGCCGUAGUAUUUUUUGAUCAAGACACAAAUAUGAAUUUCCGAAUUUACAGUAAAAGUUAUAAUAAUUAUAUACAUUUGUACUACUAAAUGAGGAAAAUAAUUAAUAGUUGAGAAAAAGAA